This is a messenger RNA of Saprolegnia diclina VS20, 1341 nucleotides long. RefSeq lists its product as hypothetical. NCBI's taxonomy places the organism in Eukaryota, Oomycota, Saprolegniomycetes, Saprolegniales, Saprolegniaceae. The transcript has 2 exons. Bases 1 to 1341 code for a protein of 446 amino acids. The record is from RefSeq and is a predicted model, not a curated record.
AUGGCGAGCGCGCUCAAGGUCGCGCCUUCUCGCCGCCCCGCGCGCGACGUCCACCUUGUGCUCUGGUGCUUCGUGUUUCUCAUGCACAUUGCUGCUUGCGGAUUCGCCUUCACGAUGGCGUAUGCCCACCAGUACCUCCAGCACGUUACCGGCGGCUACAACUAUGUGCGCGUGCUCAAGCUGCUGCAGCCCGUGACCGUGACCGUCGCCGUCUACGCUACGAUUGCGAUCUUCCAUGGUCUCCAACUGGUGCGCAUGUGCAUCUGGCUCGUCCGGCCGCCGAUACCCACAGCCAAGCAUUCGUCGUGCGGCGGUCCCAUCGUGCGCGCAAUGCGCCGGACGCUGCGCCUCUUUAGCUCCCGCGGACCCUACUACGAGCUCAAGCUCGCGAUCAAGCACGUGAUCCUUGCAGCGUCGCAGACGUACCGCGCGUACGCCACCAGUGUUCUCGUUGACGUGAGCAUGAUCAACUUGACGUUUUCAGUGGUCCUCUUUGCGUACGGCGUGCUCUUGCCGCUGCUGUGGCGCUUUGCGUCGCCCGUGGCGCGCCGCCAGUACACGAUUGCCGCGGCCGUAUGCAUUAACUUUACCGCCAACGUCAUCCUGCCAACGUGGAUCCUGCGGCCGUACUACACCUUUUUCACGCGCCCGGACAGUAGCAAGAUCGUGUACCAGGAUACGUUCUAUCCCAUCGGCGUCUCGGUGUGCCAGAGCGUCCUUGCGACGUCGUAUUUGGACUUGACCGUCGCUGCGAUUACGCACGCCUUCUUGCUCUUUGCCCUCGCGGACUUUAUGACGACGUUCGUGCUCGUGCCCAAGGUGCUACUGCAGCGCGCGUCGACGCUGCGCGACCGCAAGCUGCCGCGCUGGUGCUCGUUCUCGGCCGUCGUUGGGUACAUCACGAGCAUCUUUUGGGCGAUCGCGGUCCUCGUCAUCAGCUUUGCAUCGCUGCGCCAGCCCUCGUGCGAGCCCGGGUGCCUCGCGCAGACCUACCCCUGGCUCACCGGCAAGUGCGCGUGCACUGUGCUCGAGACGACGUGCGACGGCGUCAACGGUAUGCUCUUGCUGCCACCGACCGACAGCCUCGAAGUCCGGUCGCUCGUCUUUCUCAUCAUCUCGCAUUGCCCGCACCUUGUCAUGCCGUCGUCGCUGCAGGCGUUUACAAACCUCAUUGGCCUCGAGAUCUUCAAUUCGACGCUGCUCUCGUGGGAUGCGACGGUCAAUAUUGCGCCUUUGACGCGCUUCUCGUACGCGCAAAUGGUCCGCACCAACAUGACCGACUUGCCGCUCGGGCUCUUUGUCGACGCGCCGUCGACAUCUCGCUCGACCCGAACCUCUUGA